Molecule: messenger RNA, 405 nt
Organism: Penicillium cinerascens
Lineage: Eukaryota; Fungi; Ascomycota; Eurotiomycetes; Eurotiales; Aspergillaceae
Exons: 1
Coding region: 1-405 (134 amino acids)
Biological process (GO): secondary metabolic process
Source: RefSeq, a predicted model, not a curated record
AUGGUGAGCCUCCAGGCCGUCCAGGCGCACAAUGCGACUCUCAAAUCCCUAACCCCAGGUCUCAUCGCGGUGUUUGGUAAGUUCAAUCUGCUCCAACAUGCCACCCGCUACGAUGAAGCAAUUGCUGCAAGAUCCCCUCUCAAAGCCUUACACCUCACUAAUCCCCUCCCAGUCGGCGGUACUUCGGGCAUCGCCCUCUCAACCGCCCUCGCCCUCGCCCGUCAAACCCCCUCUCCUAAAAUCUACCUCAUCGGCCGCAGCCAGUCCGCCGCCGAUGUUGCCAUCGCCUCCAUGAAAACCAUCAAUUCCUCUGCCCAGCCAACCUUUCUCCAAACCGACAUAUCCCUUCUCAAAAAUGUCGACAGCGUCUGCGCUGAGAUUGCGGCAAGAGAGAGAAAAAAGUGA